GCGAGAGCUGAAAAAAAGUCUAAAUCUCUUUUUUAUAUUAAAAAACCCAAAACUGUGCAAACACUUCUGAGAGCAAGAAUAUCAACUCCAAUCAACAAGCCCCCACCCUACCUCAUCACCGUACCUGGGAAUCUAACGGGAGAGAGCUGUUUUCUGAAUCCAUUUCUGUUCUCUGUGUUAAUUAAAAGAUUCCCCAAAUUGCAAGGGUGGGGGAAUUUCUCGGACUUCCUUCGAUCUGAAGCUGCUGCUAGUGGUGGUGUUUUUCAUCCAACUCUCUCGCCCCCCACCUUCUUCCUCCACCCCCUUUUCCCCUCUCUUCCCUCCCCCUUUCCUUGUGAUGACUUGUUGACUGGUUCCGAUCACUUUUUUGGUGAUGUUAGCGGUCGGACAGAUGGAGGGGAGCCGCCAGAGCGCGUUCGUGCUGAGCAGCCCGCCCUUAGCGGCCCUGCAUAGUAUGACCGAGAUGAAGAACCCUUUGAACCCCUACUCGCUGCAGACGGGGCCCGGCUCAGUCACCGGCGCUUCCUCCAUCUCAACGUCCCCUAGCCCGGCGGGGAUUAUCAGCGCGGCCGCUUCCACUGGGCUCAAGUCGACCUCCAGCCUGCCCGGUUUUCUGGCCCAGCAACAUUCGUCCACCACGCCUCACGGUAUUAACGACAUCCUGAGCCGGCCGGUGAUGCUCCCGGGCGGAGGUGGAGGAGGUGGGAGUGCAGGAGGAGGAGGAGGAGGUGGUGGAGGUGGAGGUGGCGGAGGGGGAGGCGGGGUCGCCUCUGCCCUGCUCUCGGGAAUCCCUCGUUUCAACGCCAGCCUCAGCCCCCCACCCCCGGGCAUGUACUUCAGCCCGGGAGCGGCGGCGGCGGCGGCGGCAGCGGCGGCGGCAGCGGCGGUCGCCCGUUACCCUAAACCGCUAGCUGAACUGCCCGGCCGGAGCCCCAUCUUUUGGCCGGGAGUGAUGCAGAGCCCACCUUGGAGAGAUGCACGGCUAGGCUGCUCCCCGCAUCAGAGCGCCAUGCUGAUCGAUAAAGACGGGAAGAGAAAGCACACCAGGCCCACGUUUUCCGGCCAACAAAUUUUCGCGUUGGAGAAAACUUUCGAACAAACGAAAUAUUUAGCCGGACCCGAGAGGGCGAGACUGGCGUACUCACUGGGAAUGACUGAGAGUCAAGUCAAGGUCUGGUUCCAAAACAGACGGACGAAGUGGAGGAAGAAACAUGCCGCAGAGAUGGCCACAGCCAAGAAGAAGCAGGACUCGGAGACAGAGAGACUGAAGGGCACCUCGGAAAACGAGGAUGACGAUGAUGAAUACAACAAGCCGCUGGAUCCCAAUUCUGACGACGAAAAAAUCUCCCAGUUACUCAAGAAACACAAACCCAACACAUUGCACGUUCUUACCAGUGAAAACGAAAGCUCAUAGGGAGAGUCCGGUGCUUUUAUUUUCCUCAUCCUGCGGAACCUAGCACUAAACUGUCUAUUUACCACUUCUCUGUACAUUUUCAGAGAUGUAUAUAUUUUUAUAUAUAAGUUAUGGGAAGAUUUGAUGAGCGGUUUAAGCACUAAUUCCCAUCUGCCUCUCCUGUGAAGGACGCUUAAGCCCCCAAUCUCGAACAUUUUUACACCGAGAUAGGCACAGAAAUAUAUUCCGCUCAGAGACUGAGAUUGUGAAGACCGAGGAGCUCCGCUACAUGUAAAUAGUCCGUGUAUUAAAUGCCGAACAGAAAGAAGAAAUAACUGUGAAUAUUUAUGUGUAAAAUACAUUUUGUAUAAGAACAGAUCCGUUUAAAAUUAGCGUUGGCUUUGGUUUUUAAUGUAUAGAUUUAGUUUCAUUUCUUCGUGUUUUGCAAUCUUGUGGAGUCUGAAUGCCAAGUCUCGUCAGAAUUUGUGUUUGUGCGUUUUAAACAAAAAAAAAGUACGGUGUCUUUUUAAUUCGUUAGCGUUUAAUAAAUUAUAUUGUAAUUCCA
Molecule: messenger RNA, 1958 nt
Organism: Rhincodon typus (whale shark)
Lineage: Eukaryota; Metazoa; Chordata; Chondrichthyes; Orectolobiformes; Rhincodontidae
Gene: nkx6-1
Product: NK6 homeobox 1
Exons: 3
Coding region: 374-1414 (346 amino acids)
Biological process (GO): regulation of transcription by RNA polymerase II; cell differentiation
Cellular component (GO): nucleus
Molecular function (GO): DNA-binding transcription factor activity, RNA polymerase II-specific; RNA polymerase II cis-regulatory region sequence-specific DNA binding
Source: RefSeq, a predicted model, not a curated record